AUGUCCAGUUUCCUACUUCCAUCGACACUCGCCUCAGUCUCACGAAGGAUUCUCACCAGCACCUCCAAGCCCAGGCCAUUCUCAACCCUCAAUCCCCAUCGCCAUCGUUUCCCAGCCUUCACAUCCAACCCUCUUCCCCAACGAGCCCCUUCUAUCUCGCUCUCCCAGCAUACCAGACCCUCCGGCCCUCCGACUCUCCGCGACCGAUGCCGGCUAGCAUUCUCUCGGGCGAACUCCAGUCUAUCCACGAACCCAGCGCUCCUCCUGUCCCCGCCGAUCAUCUCGAAACAUCUUCUCUUCGUCGCCGGACUCGUCUUCACGAUCGUCGUCGUCGGAGGCUACACUCGGCUGACCGAAUCAGGCCUAUCUAUCACCGAAUGGAACCUCGUCAGCGGCAUCCUCCCGCCGUUGAACGCCGAGGACUGGGAGAAGGAAUUCGCAAAGUACCGGGCCACACCUGAAUUCAAGCUGCUGAACCAUGCGAUCGGGAUAGAAGAGUUCAAGAAGAUUUUCUUUUGGGAAUGGGCGCACCGAAUCAUGGGCCGACUCAUCGGGCUGAGUUUCCUCCUGCCCAUCCCGAUCUUCAUCCGCUUCGGUUGGAUCAGAACGAAGAAGACGGGAUGGUCUCUGGCGGGUAUCGGUAGCUUGAUCGGCUUACAAGGUGGCCUGGGCUGGUACAUGGUCCAAAGCGGCUUGGAUCAGAAAGAACUUGAUCAGAGAGAUGGUGUCCCCCGGGUCUCUCAGUAUCGUCUGGCCGCCCAUCUUCUCAUGGCUUUCACCGUAUAUUCCGCUUGUAUCAGACUCGCAGGCGGCCUCUGGCGUGAUUGGAAAGUCGCCGUCCUUGAUCGCCCUCUCUUCCAUCACCUCAAUCGUCUCCAGAUUUCUUCUGCAAUCGAGUCUAUUCAACUCCUCAAUGAUAAGCUUCCCACUCGAGCUCGUUUCUUCAUCGGCUCUCUCACUGGUCUCAUCUUCCUAACCGCUGGAUCUGGCGCUUUUGUUGCAGGUCUAGAUGCAGGACUAGUCUACAACACCUUCCCCAAAAUGGGUGACCGAUGGAUCCCACCACAGGAAGAGCUAUUUUCGGAGCUAUAUACGAACCGAGGCAAGCUGCAGGGCGCUGUGACUACCGAAGAAAGUGGAGGAGUAACCGACCUGAGUUGGAUGCGGAACAUGUUUGAGAAUCCGACGACGGUCCAAUUCAACCAUCGCGUACUCGGCUCGCUAACGUUUAUCAGUAGUCUGAGUUGGGCGGCUUUUAUCGAGAAGAACAAGCAUCUUGUCCCACGCUCAACCCUCAACCUUAGCAGGCUCAUCGCCCUCGUUGCCUCUAAUCAGGUCGGCCUUGGCAUCGCUACCUUGGUCUACUUGGUCCCAACCAACCUCGCCCUACUCCAUCAGGCUAACUCCCUACUCCUCUUGUCAGUCAGUCUUCUGGCCGGACUUUCCCUCCGUAGACCCGGUGCUCUAGCGCUCAAAUCUGUCUACAAACACUCUCAAGCCCUUCUUCAUAAAACUAAACCAAUUUGA
Puccinia triticina is the source of this 1527-nucleotide messenger RNA. RefSeq lists its product as uncharacterized. Gene Ontology annotation, molecular function: oxidoreductase activity, acting on NAD(P)H, heme protein as acceptor. The transcript has 2 exons. NCBI's taxonomy places the organism in Eukaryota, Fungi, Basidiomycota, Pucciniomycetes, Pucciniales, Pucciniaceae. Gene Ontology annotation, biological process: heme A biosynthetic process. Gene Ontology annotation, cellular component: mitochondrial inner membrane. The coding region runs from base 1 to 1527 and encodes 508 amino acids. The record is from RefSeq and is a predicted model, not a curated record.